GAAAGUGUGCAGAUAAAUCGACCAUGGCUUUAGACAGGGUUUUACAUAGGGUUAGGGACCGUAUGCUAUGAUAACCUUAAAGCCAUGGUGGCUUUAAUAAUUUUGUGCUUGUCUGUGCCUCCUCUUGAAGACAUGUCAGAGAUGUUGGCUGCGGCAGCAAAAUUGAGAGAAAACAAGGGAAAAUGGCAACACAUGCGUCUAGGGCUUGAGGGAGACGGCAAAACAACAGAGUCGACAUCUAAUACUAAAGUUGAAAAUGGUCAAGACUCCGAAGGUGGUGAUGGUGGUGCAAGUCAUGUAAGCAGAGAGGAAAUCAGGACAGACCAAGAGCUAAAAAGUCAACGUGCAGCUCCAAGUGCUGCUGCCUCGGCUUCGUCUUCAAACGAAUUUUGUGGCAUGAAAAAAGGAUUUUUGCUUGAUGGUGCAAGAAAGAAAAAGAGCAAAUCGAAAGCAACUGCAUCUACGAAAUCACAAAAGGCGGAAAGUGAUAUUCCAUACAUCAAGCCAACACAGACAAAGGAAGAGUCUCGAUAUUUACCCGAAGUGCAGGAAGUGAUGAAGAACGUGAAGACAAUGCUGGAAGGGAGAGAAUGGAUUACCGACAGUCUCAUUGACAAGCUCAUAAAAAAUCCUGUUGUCGGUCCGAAGCUGUCGAACCCGAGCUUUGCUACAGUUAUUGCUCGAUUACAACAGAACCCACAACAGGCAUUCAAAGACUAUUCAGGCGAUCCAGAAGUGGGCACAUUUUUGAAGGAAGUUAGUAGACUUAUUGGUGACCAUUUUACUAGUUUAGGGGGUCAGCCAAACCCUCCAGUCAAGAGAGCAGCAGCAGCGGACAGUCGUCAAGCUAAAGAUGAAGAAACAAUGAAAAAAGUGCUCGCUAGAGCAGAUGUGAGAGAAGUCCUCAACGAUCCAAAUAUACAAGAGUUGAUCAGGCAGCUGAGGCACGAUCCAGAUAAAGCUCAACAAUUACUGACUCGUUUCCGUAUGGAUCCCGACUUUAGCAAGAAGAUCAGCAAACUAAUAGAAGUCGGCAUUCUAGGGACCACGAGGUGACAAACCAACAAACAAAACUAGAAUGAGUACUCGAGCAACGUCAGAUUUACU
This is a messenger RNA of Corticium candelabrum, 1107 nucleotides long. RefSeq lists its product as uncharacterized. The record is from RefSeq and is a predicted model, not a curated record. Lineage: Eukaryota; Metazoa; Porifera; Homoscleromorpha; Homosclerophorida; Plakinidae. Bases 85 to 1056 code for a protein of 323 amino acids. The transcript is spliced from 4 exons.